UUACCCUAUGCGAGUACAACUAAAGUGAUGCUAAUUUGAGUAUAAAAAUUGAAGCAUUUCCAUGUUGAGAUCGUAGUCAAAGCUUCUUGCUUCAAUUGAACAGUUCUUCGCUGAUCUCGUUUUAGCGCAAAGAAAAUCUCAAUUUUCAUCAUGAAAUUCGCCAUUUUUGCCGUUGUUGUUCUGGCUCUUGCCAUGAGUGUUCAAUCCUCAGUCAUUCCAUUGGGAAUUGGUUUGGGAUUAGGUCAUCGUCUUGAUAUCGCCGGACAUGGUCUCUCAUACACUGCUGUUUCUGGACCAGCUAUUGUUCCACAAGUUAUUGGUGUCUCUGCAUUGGGACUUCCAGCUGCUGUUGCUGUAGCUCCAGCACCCGCUGUUGCUGUUGCUCCACAUGUUGUUGCUGGUGGUUCAUAUGUUGCCCAAACUCGUGGAGCUACACACGUUGCACCAUUGGCCGGUCACAUUAACUCAGUGUCGAGCGUGAAUGUUGCUCCAGCUCCAGGAACUUUGUAAAAAUUUAAAUCUCCAUUAAAUAUUUUAUCGAUAUGCCAAAAGACAAGAAAACAAAAAAAUGAUUUAUGAUAAAUGAUAAAACCUGGUCAAGAUGCGUUUUGCUUCCAAACUUCUAAUCUUUUUUAUAAGAAACAAAAAAUAUUUCUAAACAACUGAGAUCUUUCAACUUUCUGUCCUAUUUUUCUUUUAAUUUUCUUUAUUUCAUUUGUAUAACUUUUUAUUUUUGUUUUUUUCUUGACUCAAUGAAUGAAGCUAGAAGCUAAAGGGAAAAUAAAGAUUUUAUAGAAAAUAAAUAAAAUAUGAAAAAUAUAA
Molecule: messenger RNA, 822 nt
Organism: Eupeodes corollae
Lineage: Eukaryota; Metazoa; Arthropoda; Insecta; Diptera; Syrphidae
Product: adult cuticle protein 1-like
Exons: 2
Coding region: 151-510 (119 amino acids)
Source: RefSeq, a predicted model, not a curated record